AUGUUGUCGUCAGGUGACCACACUUCCCCCUUUACAACUUCCGGCUUGUUUCCAACAUUUUAUUCCAAUUUUAACUUCCCAAGCUAAUUAUUGAAAUAAAAAUGUCUGCAAAGCCGACUUGUUUGAUUGUGUUGAGCGCUUCUUCUCAGGGGGUGUCAGCAAAGUCUCUCCAUCAGUGCUUCAGUCUUUGCGCCUCCGUCUUUAACCUCCAGACUGCUACGCCUGCGGGGAAGCCUAUAGAAUUUUGUGGAGUUGAUGAAAGCACGUCGAGAUGGGUGCAGGACUUCAACAUAAAGCCCUACGCCACUCCUGCCAAACUUGAAUCUAUUGAUGGGGCCCGCUACCAGGCUCUGCUCAUCCCAGACUGCCCUGGAGCGCCCAAUGACCUGGCACAUAGCGGCUCUCUGCACCGUAUUCUGUCACACUUCAUCUCCCAGCAAAAGCCUGUGUGUGCAGUGGGACAGGGAGUGUCUGCACUCUGUUGUGCCACAGAGGGUCACAGGUGGAUCUUCAAUGGCUACAGUUUGACUGGGCCGUCAGUGUUUGAACUGGUGCGGCUGUCUGACUUUGCAAACCUGCCUCUGAUUGUGGAAGACUUUGUGAAAGACAGCGGUGGCUCAUACACAGCGAGCCAAGAAGAUGCCGUGCACGUUGUCACAGACAGACACCUGAUCACCGGACAGAACAUGCAGUCCACCUGGCUCGCUGUCAACAAUUUAAUUCUGCUCACUAGUGCGAAGUAAGCUAGUAGUUGUUUCACAAUUCCAUUCAUCUUGUACAAAGCUAAAGAUGUACUGCAUUUAGACACAACCACACAAGUGUAUUGUCAACCAUGAAAAAACAAAAGUACCUUUCUUUGCCAGAUUCAACAAAGUAAUUUCUUAGCACGUCAAACAUUACUUAAAUCACGUUAAUGGCUCAUUUUAGAGUUCAUGCCACUUCAAACCAAAUCAGUCCAUACAGCACUUGUCUUUGUAGUGCAAAAUGAUCAUGCACAAGUCCAUGUGCAAAUGAUUCAAAGUCCUCAUAGCAGGUCAUAGAAGUAGUCCAGGCCUUGUCCCAGUUCCCAUAGGGAGAUACCAGUACCCAGUUCCUUUGCCAGAGAAAUCCUCAGGUGCAGUGACUAGAGAAUGGAAGUAAAGAAACAUGUAUUUCCCCUCAUCACCAAUGAAUAAUAGGACAACUAGCCUUUUAAAUGUGUUGCCUAUAUGAUAAACUAUGAAUGAUUAAAACACAUUUUCAUAGUAAAAGAUGUACCUUCAAUGAUGGAUAGUAAACCACAUGCUUAACUCCAUUGCUCCUGAAAUGAAGAUAGGACAUAAUUGUAAUAAUCGCAUUGAAAGUAUGAUAGUGUCCAUCUUUACCUCUUGUAUGUGAAGUAAUGUUCAGCAGAAUAUUCAUCCCACAGGAGUUUUGGUCGGUGUUCACGUAAAAUGUCUAUAUACCUGCCCACACAUAGCCAAGUGUGAUGCUUUCAUCCACUAAUAUGUCAAGAAUAAAAAAAGGAAUCCAGCAAUUGUUGACUUACCUCCCCCCGAGGAUUGGUUCGGUCCCCUGAUUGACAAAGUCCAAGCCGUACAAGUUGAGUCCAAGCAGGAUCUUUGACCUCCACUUUGUGUUGGGUGCUAGCUGGAGGACACAGUCUUUGACCCAGGGUAGAGGGGCGCUCGGACCCGGCCUGGCAACAAACACCCAUAAUGCAUCAACAUUAACAGUCAGCAACAUCUUUCACUUUCUUCAAAAUAAACUCCAUUUGUUCUUUUCAACCUGGAUUAUGGAUGUGUGCUAUUAAACGCUCCAUAUAUAACGAACACGAAAAUAUACAAAUGAUGCAGUUGUACUAUUUACCUACAUGAAAGGGGCAAAAUGCAGUUUUUGCCCACUACAACUAUACUGUAAUAAACUGUUUAUUAUGCAAAAAAGUUAUAUAGUCAAAUGUUAUGAGAUUUGAACUAAAUGUGUCAAUGGCUGUAAUAUUAGCUUAAGCAUAAUUUAAAAUGUAAAAU
Messenger RNA from Doryrhamphus excisus (bluestripe pipefish), 2006 nucleotides. It is a transcript of the gene gatd1, whose product is annotated as glutamine amidotransferase class 1 domain containing 1. NCBI's taxonomy places the organism in Eukaryota, Metazoa, Chordata, Actinopteri, Syngnathiformes, Syngnathidae. The record is from RefSeq and is a predicted model, not a curated record. Gene Ontology annotation, cellular component: cytoplasm. Gene Ontology annotation, molecular function: glyoxalase III activity.